AUGACGGACCAAGCAGACAUCCCGCUCAUGCAAGCUGGCUUGCCAGACCCCGGCAAGAUUCCCACAAGCCCUCUGGCAUUGGAGAUGUUGAGCACGAUCUACCUCACUGCAGCCGUUGCGUACAUCACCUACGGUCUCCGCAUGUACAGCAGAAUCACGUCCAGGCAAACAGGACUUGAAGACUGGUUGAUUACCGCCGCUACGAUUCUGUCCAUGGGCUUCAUGGCUGUUCAAUACCGGUAUCUCAAGUACAACUACGCGGGAUUCAAACUAUCCGACAUCCCGACGACAGGGGACACAGAAGCGGCGUUAUUUGCAACGUGGUUGAGCCAGCUGCUUUACAGUCCUAUCUUAGGAUUGGUCAAAUCAUCGACUCUCGUUUUCAUGUUGAGGAUUGCAGGACACAUGAGAAACAUCAAGAGGUCUAUACAUGUGGCCAACGCCAUCAACAUCGGCCUCACUAUCGCAACAUUCAUUGCCACCAUAUUCUCGACCAUCCCAAUCUCCGGAUAUUGGGACAUAAACCAUCGAGUCCAACACGAAAUAAACCACGCAGUCUUCAUCAUGUCAACGUCCUUCCUGACCAUCAUGACUGACGUUCUGGUUCUGGCUAUACCGUUUUGGGCUUUCAUCAGGACCCAGCUUCCACUAGCAACGCGCCUUGGAGUCAUCAUGAUCUUCAUGACUGGUGGUUUAGUCACCGCAUUCGGCAUCGUGAGGUUCUGCGUGCUCGCCGAGGAAUACUUCGAGCCCCCUAAGAUCCGUUUCAUGCAAACGUGGGGGCCGAGCUUUGCUCCGUUCGAGACCAACCUGGCCAUCAUCACCGCCUGUCUGCCGGCCCUGCGUCCGUUGUUCCGAAAAUGGUUCCCAAAUGUCUUUGUCAGCUCCAGCAACGAAGAAUCGAGGGCUGCUGAGGAGCAACGCGACCAUACAGGAGUUGGGAGUGGGAACGACAGGAGCAUCACGAUGCGGGACUUCAGCCAUAAGCGUGGCAACGUCCGCUGCGGAAGCAAUUCUACUGCCGGGAGUCAUGAGCCGAUCAUCGACUCCGCGGGCAUCAGGAAGACAACUGAUAUCCACGUCUCAUACUCCGCUUCGAAAGCUCAGAAUUCCGAAGAAAUGGGCAGGAAAGAUACGCCACGACCAUCGGACCCGGCUCUGGUGGUCUAA
Messenger RNA from Diaporthe citri, 1170 nucleotides. RefSeq lists its product as uncharacterized. The coding region runs from base 1 to 1170 and encodes 389 amino acids. The transcript has 7 exons. Lineage: Eukaryota; Fungi; Ascomycota; Sordariomycetes; Diaporthales; Diaporthaceae. The record is from RefSeq and is a predicted model, not a curated record.